Brettanomyces bruxellensis is the source of this 942-nucleotide messenger RNA. RefSeq lists its product as uncharacterized. Gene Ontology annotation, biological process: positive regulation of Ras protein signal transduction; protein phosphorylation. The record is from RefSeq and is a predicted model, not a curated record. The coding region runs from base 1 to 942 and encodes 313 amino acids. The transcript has a single exon. NCBI's taxonomy places the organism in Eukaryota, Fungi, Ascomycota, Pichiomycetes, Pichiales, Pichiaceae. Gene Ontology annotation, molecular function: protein serine/threonine kinase activity.
AUGCCCAAAGCAACCACAAAGAAAAACAAAGCACCAAAGAAAAUGAAUACGUCAGAUCUAAAGGUCGACCUCGGUGACAAGGAUUAUCUCCAUGUGAACAUUUUUGAACGAUACCCAAGCUUCUCAAAGCUCCAUGUUGAAAACUUUACUGUUGGUGAUGAUUUGGACGACCCACAGAUGCAAACAAACAAGGAUAUAAUUUUGAGCACCAUCAAGUUCUUAAAUAAGCUCCAGUUUGAAGCCUCUAUGGUGAAUAAAAAGCGUCUCUUUCACAAAUUCAACCACAAUUUCCCACAGCUCGUCAUUGUUGACCAGUUAUAUUGCAUUCUUCCCAAUCGCAGCUGCGAAACAUACAUUGACCAAAGUGUUGAGCAAUCGAUCACCUUCGGUGCCAUAAAAAUGAUCGAUCUCAAUAACGAAAACUUCCGAUUCCGGCUGGCCAUAUUAUACGAUGACUUUAUUAAGGUAGUAAAUGAUUUAAUUGAAGAUGCAAGCUUUCGAAAUGCCUUUAUCAACCUUAUACAGGAUUACCCCAACAUGUUGCAAAUAGACUCCACCACUCUUUCUCGGUAUAAACUAGAGCCCAAGAAAUUGGUCCAGUUGGGAUUUCUCACUAUAUCCCGGGGACGUGGAGGUUUCGAAUCUGGAAGUUCAUCCAAUUCAAAUGUCUACAAUGUUGGCUUGCCGAACUUGGGUCCAUUCUUAAAGAUUGUAAAGGUUGGCAUCCGGUUUGUGUGGAAAUUAUGCCAGAGUUAUCACCAAAACGAAGUGUUGGAGACGCAUCUUAUUGAAAAAUAUACUAGAGACACACUUGCUUAUCGCCGCAUGCGAGGCCUAAACAUAACAUGGAUGCUCAGUGUGAUGGUUGGUUCGGGUUUACUAGAGUGCUACAACACUCCAGUUGGUAGGGUUUACAAACUUACCGGAAAGCAGCUUUAUUGA